AGCUGGACCUUAUAAAGCACCCAGAGGCCGCCGUGGGCCAUUUCCUCAGCCACAGCAGCCAUCGGGAGGACCGCGGGGGGACGAGUCCAGCACCAUGUCAGAACUGGAGAUAGCCAUGGGCAUGAUCAUCGACGUCUUCGCCCGGUACGCGGGGACAGACGGCAACGCGCAGAGCCUGAGCAAGGGGGAGCUGAAGGUGCUCAUGGAGAAGGAGCUCCCGGGCUUCCUGGAGAGCGGAAGGGACAAGGAGACCGUGGACAAGCUGCUCAAGGACCUGGACGCCAACGGAGACGCCACGGUGGACUUCAACGAGUUCAUCGUGUUUGUGGCUGCGCUCACCUCUGCCUGUCACAAGUAUUUCCAACAGGGGGGAGCCAAGUGACGCCCUGCAGACCUGGGUCCCUGAAGGGGGCUCAGGGCUGCCGGCUCCCAGAAAGCUCUUGGCUGCACUGAUUUCUCUGGGCUGAGAGAGCUGACCGCCAUCUGAUGAAUAAAAUGUUUGCCAAAGGGGCCUGGUCUCAGAGACGCUGAUU
Messenger RNA from Molossus molossus (Pallas's mastiff bat), 533 nucleotides. RefSeq names its product S100 calcium binding protein P (gene S100P). Gene Ontology annotation, biological process: endothelial cell migration. The record is from RefSeq and is a predicted model, not a curated record. Bases 95 to 382 code for a protein of 95 amino acids. NCBI's taxonomy places the organism in Eukaryota, Metazoa, Chordata, Mammalia, Chiroptera, Molossidae. Gene Ontology annotation, molecular function: transition metal ion binding; calcium ion binding. Gene Ontology annotation, cellular component: extracellular exosome; cytoplasm. The transcript has 2 exons.